UUGAUUCGGCCAAAAAAGGUUUCUUUUAGGGUUAGCGUGGCUUUGCCUCAAAGUCUCUCCAUUUGAAGAUAAUUACUUUGUUUUUCUGGAGCUGAUUUUGUGUAUCUUUUUCGCCUUAAUCCUCUCAAUUUCAAAUCUGGCUCUGCUCUCUGGUGAGCAACUUAUUGGGAUUUUAGGAACUGGGCUUUCUUAAGCUCGAGACAAUUUGUUCUUCACUCUGGCCGCUUCUGCAAAGUCGUGUGCUUCUCGCACCUCUGCGCAGGUGUGGGGUGGCCUUGAAGUGGUGACUUCACUUUCUCUUCCAAGGAUUUCUCUAGCAUCAAUCAUUUGGAGGCUACGUCGUGUUUCAGAGGGUCUAACCCUUGAUUAUGGCUAACAUUUGUUAACGAACAUGAACCUCCAAAACUUAUAGCAACUAUCAGUCUUUGCAAAAAACGCAACUUAAUCUUAUUGUUUCUAGGUGUGCUUGUAAUUAAGAGUACGGGUUUCGUGGUAUAGUUUUUUUAGUUUGCUCUGUUGGUCUAGCUGGUGAUGUAGUCGAUGUUAUUAAGUUUGACACAAUGGUCAGGUUUUCUUGCUUUAACGCCAACAUCCACCGUAAUAGACCUAAGAAAUCCCUGGAAGGAUUUUCAGAACGAGUGAUCAGAGAAGACGUGUCUAAAUCAAAAGGAUUGAGCUCAUUCAUAUUUGGGAAAAACUUUUCUUCCAUUGGUGAAAACAGCAAGUCAGCUGGCUCUAACGCUAUUGAGCGUGUCUGGAAAUCUGAGGAAAUUAAACCCAGUGGCGUUCUUGAGCAUGAUAUUGAGACGCAUCAGGUACGGCAUCUCAAAAAAAGUCAGUCUCAUGGAGAUGAAAUAUACUUGGAUGGGAGGGAUGUUACAGAGAAUGGAACAGACGAUGGAACAGAUCGGAUUACUUCUCCAAACUCUCUUGAACAGAGUGGUACUCUCGCGGCAGGGAGCAGCAAGCGUGUAGAAGGAAGUCCUAAUCUGUACCAGAGAGCUCCUCAAGCUUCAGUUUCUGCUUACCAGGGUUCAGAUCAAGCACUCUAUGGGUCUAUUUUCUCGGUUGGAGAUCUUCAUCAUGCUGAUAAAGACAGCCGUCAGCUUGAUGAUACCUCGUUAUCCGGUGAACAGUUGGACAACUCAGACAGCCAAACACCUUAUGAUUCACCGUUGAUUGUGAGGUCGAACUCAAUGCCUAAUAUUGCUGACUCUGCAUCAGGAAAAUCUUCACCUUCCAAAUAUUCUUCUCACCACUCUAGAUCUUCUGAUGACCUUCGUGUUCUCAACACGCGCCAAACAGAUAAUUCUGUCCACGAGACUGAUGCUGAGGUGAAGCAAGAGCAAGAGCAAGAGCAAGAUCAAGAUCGGGACUAUGAUACGCAUAAAUCUGGAAACAGCAACAACAAGGAAAAUCUCGAUGAGGACGGAUAUGAUGAUGCUUAUGAUUAUUCUUCCCUGGCAAAAGAUUGGAUAGUACCACCUACAGAUGAGCUCAAACUAACAAAGUUCCUUGAAGGAGAAACAUCAAACCAGCAAGCAGAAUUUCCCGGAAAGGAUUUUAAAUUCAAGCGUAUCGAGGAUUGGGUCAAUGACCUUCAGCAUGUAAACUUGUCAGAGGAAGCUGAUGAAAUAACAGGGUACGACGAAGAGUUGUCAAGAGAACCCGUCGUGUUAAAUGAGCCAAAAACAGCUUCAGCUAAAGUAGAUGUCAUCAAAUUAACUCCUGGAAUGGAAGCUGCGAAAAAGUAUAUAUCCUCUCUGAGUGCUUCUGCAACCACAGCCCAGCUGGUUAGUCAUGGUCUGGUUGUGAUACCAUUCCUCAGUGCGUUUGUUGGUCUCAAAGUUCUUAAUCUCUCAGGAAAUGCAAUAGUUAGGAUAACCGCUGGUGCUCUUCCUCGAGGACUACAUGCACUGUAUUUGUCAAAGAACAGUAUCUCGGUGAUUGAAGGCUUACGUGAACUCACUCGGCUUCGAGUAUUAGACUUGAGUUACAACAGAAUACUGAGACUUGGUCAUGGUUUGGCUUCUUGCUCCUCCCUGAAAGAACUAUACCUAGCUGGGAACAAAAUCAGCGAAAUCGAGGGUCUUCACCGUCUCUUGAAACUGACGGUCUUGGAUUUACGCUUCAAUAAGUUUUCAACGACCAAAUGUCUCGGCCUGCUCGCUGCAAAUUACAGUUCUCUUCAGGCUAUAAGCUUGGAAGGUAACCCUGCACAGAAGAAUGUCGGUGAUGAACAACUAAGAAAGUACCUUUUGGGACUCCUGCCACAUUUGGUAUACUAUAACAGACAAGGCACUAAAGAUGCUCGGCUGGGGACAAGCACACAUCAGUUGGACCGAGGUCUCAGAUCAGAGCUCAAAAACAGUAGCCGAAAGAGUAGCCAUGGUGCAUCCAGUACCCACAAACCCGGAUCAUCCACAGCUCGUAAAGCUUCGGGUUUGCAGAAAAGAUCUAAGGAGAGAAGCAGCCGUCUUCCACCCGUGGGACACAAAGUAUCACCAGCUGCUUACGAGAAUUAUCAUGUUGCUACGGGUGAUAGAUUGUCUAGUCUGAGAUCUGAGCUCUCAAUGCGAAGAAGUCGAAGCGAAGGAACUCUUGGACCUAUCUGAUCUCUAUCUCUCUCGUUUGAUGCGGUUUCCACUGCGAGGUAAUGAUUGACGGUGGUUUCUUUGUUCACUCUAUUUCGUUCCUUUCGUCGUGUUUCAUCUUUGUGUUUUGUGAUUGUUGUGCAAUAAUAAUUACACCAUAGAAGCUUUGAUUCUUGCUUCUAGCUUCUCAAUAAUGUCUGAAACUGUAAACCAUGUAAUUCAUUCUUUUCAUCUCAGUUUGAGAUAUAAACAUAUUGCAAAGAGAACUCUGAAUCUCUUGUUUCUU
Eutrema salsugineum is the source of this 2880-nucleotide messenger RNA. Its product is annotated as probable serine/threonine-protein kinase DDB_G0278509. Lineage: Eukaryota; Viridiplantae; Streptophyta; Magnoliopsida; Brassicales; Brassicaceae. The record is from RefSeq and is a predicted model, not a curated record. Gene Ontology annotation, molecular function: protein kinase binding. Gene Ontology annotation, cellular component: cytoplasm. The transcript has 5 exons. The coding region runs from base 561 to 2615 and encodes 684 amino acids.